Molecule: messenger RNA, 630 nt
Organism: Aspergillus fijiensis CBS 313.89
Lineage: Eukaryota; Fungi; Ascomycota; Eurotiomycetes; Eurotiales; Aspergillaceae
Exons: 2
Coding region: 25-630 (201 amino acids)
Source: RefSeq, a predicted model, not a curated record
CUUCCUCGCCCGCCAUCUACAACAAUGCACUUCAAAAUAUCCUUUACAGGACUCCUAGUCGCCUCUCUUCUAUCAAUCACCAUCACCUGGCGAGUCUCGAAUAAUCGCACGGUCACCACCGGCAUCCCCGCGUCAGCCAACCCGAACACCAUCCGCCAGCUGCUCCAAGAUCAACCACUCUUCAUCAGAUUAAAUCCGGUAGUCACUGAUAUUGACCUCGCGCCCACCGCACCCGAGCGGUACGAGGACGAGUGGCUCAAGACCACAGCAGAGGCGGGAACCCGAACCGCGCCGAUCCAAACCUACCUCCUCAGCCAGGUGAUCACGCUGAUGCCCGGCGCAGGCGGAUGGGGACAAAAGCAUAUACACUUCGAGACCUGGCUACGAGACACCCCGACCGGAGUCAAGACCCGAGCGGACGCCCCCUUUGGCGUGUCGGUGGCUAGUCACUGGGCAGUUGAGCCUACCGCGUUAUUGUCCGACCCACCGAGCCCACAAGGUCCACAAGAAUGGCGGCUCACGGUGCAAAGAAGAAUCACAUGUGUAUGGUGGAUGAUGCCGUUUGUGGCCUACACAUACGACGAGGUCCAUGCCAGCGUCAUCCGGGAUUUGAUUGAGCUUGCCAGCUGA